UCGACCCCCUUCGAUCCAGGGGGCCAAGCGCGUUGGUCCGGUCGCUGUGUGGGCGGCGUGCUGCAGAGCGGCAGGACUCGAGCAGCGCGCGUCGAGGCGCCCCGGCGGCGGCGGCGAUGCCGCUGUCGCGCAGGGUGGCGUCGUGCGAGCGGCUGGCCGAGCUGCAGGCCGACUGCAUGGCGGACGACUUGCCGGUCGCGAAUCACAUGCUUUCCUGGACAGAGGAGGAGGCGGUGUACUAUUUUGAGUCGGGCGGACAGGAGCCGCCGGCCGAGCAGCGCGUGUACCCCAGGGUGUGGCUCACCUCGGACGUGCACACCGACCGGGCCGAGAACAUGGCGUGGCUCCGCUCGCUACCGCAGCACCCGGGCGAUGCGGUCGUCGUGGCGGGAGACGUGUCGCACCAGAUGGAGCAGCUGGAGGCGACGCUGCGCGCCUUCUCGGAGCGCUUCGCCCACGUCUUCUUCACAGCGGGCAACCACGACCUCUGGAUCACGCGCAACGACGGCGGCAUGGACUCGCUCGCAAAGCUCGACGCCAUCGACCGGCUCUGCGACCGGAUGGGCAACGUGCACUCGACGCCGCGGCUGCUGAGAGGGGACGGGUCGGGGGCGCACAAGCCCGGGCAGGGCCUGUGGGUCGUGCCUCUCGCCUCGUGGUACGACGACUCGCUCGACCUCACCCACUUCACUCCGUCGCUCAUCCACCGCGCCGGCGACAUGCGCGCCUUCACGUGGUCGGACUUUGCGCUCUGCAAGUGGCCGGCCGCGCUGCUGCGGCCGUCGGACACGAUGACGGGCCACUACCCGGCGGGCGUGGCGUGCAAGCUCGCGGAGAGGAACGAGCCCUCGGUCCGGGAGGUCAACGAGGCGCUCUGCGGAGCGGUCGGCGACGCGGUGCUCUCCUUCUCGCACUUUCUCCCGCGCGAGCAGACGCUGCCGGACUGGCUCGACCCCGCCGGCCUCUCCUUCUCUCCCGACUGGGUCUCACACCCCGCCGGAGGGACCGCAGUCAACUUCUCGCGCGUCGCAGGCUCGCGCCUCAUCGACGAGCAGCUCCGCCGGCUCACGGCGGGCGUGCAGCGGCCGCCCGACGGCGUCUGUCACGUGCACGCAUUCGGGCACAGCCACCGCCCAAAGGACUUCUCGCUCGACGGCGUGCGGUACGUCUCUCACCCGCUCGGCUACAGCAAGGAGCGGGUCAAGAGGCUCACGCCGGAGGUGCCGCACCUCAAGCUUGUGUGGGACGUGGACGGCGCAGUGCCGCCGCCACCACAGCCGCUCAUCCGCUACUGGGAGGAGCACGGCGGGCGCGAGCCCGAGCUCGAUGCGCUGCUCGCCUCGCCGGCGCGUCCGCCCGCGGAGCGGCAGAGGGGGGCGGGCUCCAUGCGGCGCAACGCGCAGUCGUGGCACUGCGGCACCGAGGCGUCGAUGCAGUCGAGCGCGAUCGCGGCGCAGGCGGGCAGGUCCGACCCGGCGGGGAUGCGGCUCGGCGGCGCGGCCGGCGGCGGGGUGCGCGGCGGCGGGCUGCGCGGCGGCGAGGGCUCGCCGCAGGGCCCCGGCGCCUAUGCGAGGCAGCUGCGACUGCAGCGGCAGCGGCAGCGCGAGCUGCAGCACGAGCGGAGGAGCGCGUCGCUCUCUCUGCCAUGCGUGCAGCAGGCGCUCGACCUGAGCCGGGCGCCCCACGACGAGGGCGACGAUUUGAGCGCGCUGCUCGCGCAGGGCGUCUCUUCGGAUGAGACGCCGUGAGGGUGCGGGAGGAGGCGACGAGCUACCCCAUGCUUCCGCAUGUUCCCCCCACACCCCCCACACCCCCAUGGACCUCGACUUCUCCCCAUGUGAGACAUGUGCUGCUCCCACCUCUCCCAUACCCCCUUCCCUGGCAUGAGAUCUGUGCAUGCACGCGGUUGGGUCUCGCGGGCUCUCUCCGUCUGCGGCGCGCUGGGUCCGAUCUGCCGUGCGCGACAAGUCGCAGAGCUAGAGCUUUUGUGUGUGGGGCGGGACUGCCCGAUAUCUCGUUGUUCUUGCCCCUUGAACGAAGCUGAGGCCUUUCGCUCGCCAUUUUGCUAGUUAUAGCUGAGAU
Molecule: messenger RNA, 2082 nt
Organism: Emiliania huxleyi CCMP1516
Lineage: Eukaryota; Haptophyta; Isochrysidales; Noelaerhabdaceae
Exons: 7
Coding region: 117-1748 (543 amino acids)
Molecular function (GO): hydrolase activity
Source: RefSeq, a predicted model, not a curated record